Molecule: messenger RNA, 1626 nt
Organism: Scaptodrosophila lebanonensis
Lineage: Eukaryota; Metazoa; Arthropoda; Insecta; Diptera; Drosophilidae
Exons: 6
Coding region: 369-1550 (393 amino acids)
Source: RefSeq, a predicted model, not a curated record
ACUUUCUGAAACGAGCACUCCAGGGGUAUUCCCUAGAAGUACUCUUGGAUGCCCUCUCCUACUAUGCACAGCUGAUAUUUGGUGGCCUGGUCAAUGCCUGCCUCAUAUCCACGUCCGUGUGUGCGCUACGUGCUGGCAACUUACAGAAGCGGAUGCGUUUGUUGGAGCCCUCUUCCAUGGGCUGAGCCCAUUGUUCUGUUUUUGCAUAUUGUAUAGCAACAAAAAUACAUAUAUAAGUACUUGCGAAUUGUUUUAUAAAAGACAAAUGUUUUGCAUAUUUGAGAACGAAUGGGCUUGGGGUGGCACACCACUGGCACCACCGGCCAUAGCAGUAGCAGUAGCAGUAGUUAGCGAGACACCGCCGAGAAAUGGUCGGGCUAAGCAAGAUCUUUGAGUGGCCUUUGAACCGCGUGCAUUGUGCACGUAUUUUGCACAGUUUGCCGGAACAAAGUUGUACGGAGGCGUUUCUGUGGAACUUGUACCGCAAUCACGUGUCCAGCGCGAAGUAUUAUUUGCCCUUGUUGCUGCUUCCGCCGCUCUUCAAGUGGCGCCAAAUGAACAGGAAGAAGCUGUUGUCAACCUUUAAGUACUAUGCGCAGGCCACGACCUUUGCAUCAUGCAUAAAUGCACUCACAUUCUAUCUUAUGUGCAUUGGACGACGCCUAUAUGGCCGAUACGUGCGGAUCUUGACGCCAUAUCUAUCUUGUUGGCUGGCCUCACAGCUCACUUGGUGGAUGCCACCUCGUUUGUUGCAAUUCUAUGGCACAGGCAUAACACAUGCUGCACUGGAGGGUUUAUUGCGGCAAUCGAAUGCUCGCCUGGUGCAGUCUCGAUCGGCACAAACUCUUGUCUUUAUGCUCUGCUCCAUGGUUAUAUUGUGUCAGCAACAAGCACAGCUUUACUCGGGUUUCUGGUUCAUAAAGCCAGACUUGUUGCCCGUGGAUUAUCAAAAAUUGACACUUUCUGAGCGCACCAAGCUGGCGUUGAAGGAGCUUAGCAAGUAUUUUGGCAUUGGUUUGGCUGUGGAUCUCCUUAACGGCUAUCUUCGAGGCAAGGGCAAACCCUCACAGCUGCAGUGGAAAUCAACCAGUUUUAUCGUCUCUUAUAUAGCCAUUUACAAGCUUAUUCAGUUUCUACUGGUGGGCAGGCUAACACUGGGACACAUAAACAGGUUGGCUGCAUUUGUGAGCGGCAGUGCCUUUGCUUUGCUCAAUCGGCUAACCUUCAUGGCAUUCGCGGUGGUUAUAGCCACCCAAGUGAUCUGGCAGAGGUUUUGUGCGUGCGACUCUAGGGACAGUAAACGGUUUCAGCGUCCACUAACAUUGUUGCAGAGCAUACCUUGGGCCAAGCUAUUAAUACCCUGCAAUUUGGCCUAUUUGGUGCACAGUUUGAUUUUCCAGCGGCACGUUGUCAAUGGCCUGGCAAGAGCUUUUAUCGACUGCACCUGCGAUCAAAACUCCCAACGUUUGUAUAAGUUGCUGAUGCUGCCCGAUGUAAGCACUAUUCUGACGACGAUUAAAACAAGGCCGAUCACGCCGUUCCUGUUCUAAAAACCAAAAACAUUCUUUUUUUUUAGAUUAAUUAAGCACCGCUCAAUACCAAAUACAUUCAAUUUCCUAUUUCAAA